Messenger RNA from Neoarius graeffei (lesser salmon catfish), 1214 nucleotides. Its product is annotated as PHD and RING finger domain-containing protein 1-like. The coding region runs from base 299 to 1111 and encodes 270 amino acids. The transcript is spliced from 6 exons. NCBI's taxonomy places the organism in Eukaryota, Metazoa, Chordata, Actinopteri, Siluriformes, Ariidae. The record is from RefSeq and is a predicted model, not a curated record.
ACAAAUCGGUGGCGAGUCAGAUCGGUGAAAAUUAGUCGUUUAUUAAGCGACUGGAACCUAAAUAUUAGAAUAUUUUCUUCCUGUGCUGCACUGUAAUUCAGUAUCUCGCUCAACAAGAAGCAAACAUAAUUUUAACGCGAGUUUCUAAAGCACGAGAGGAUUUUUCAAAGGUCCGAGGAAACAAGGAAAUGAGUCAUUAGUCGUCUUUGUGAGUUCCUGUGAUACGAGAACGCGCCCGACAUCUUGGAUGGGGCAAGAUUAUACUUGGAAGAGAGACGCGGGCAUGGGAGUGUAGAUAAUGGAUGACCAGCAUCUCAAAGAUUUGAAGCCAGACGAUGUGUCUGAUGCUAUCCGAUGCCUUAUCUGCCUUAACACAUUCAGCGGGCAGCCAGUGGCGAGUCCACAACACUGUGACCACUUCUACUGCCUCACCUGCAUCACUGAAUGGGCCAAGAUGACAAAUUCCUGCCCUGUAGAUCGUCGAAAAUUUACUGUCCUCUACCAGAGAAGUUGCGUUGGAAGGGGUAUUCAAAAAAUAAUUACGGUAGAGCCACAUGACGGUCAGGGAUUAGAGGAGGAAGAAAGAUCUGAGGAGCUGAGUGUGUGUGAGGAGUGUGGCAGGAGUGAUCAGAGACACCUGAUGCUCCUCUGCUCUGCCUGUGACUCAAGGUUCCACACAGCCUGUCUCAAUCCACCUUUGGCUGCAGUACCAUUCGAGGAUUGGUUCUGCAAGGAAUGUGCCACUGAAGACAGUCACACAAGUGACAGUUUCUCCAGAGAAGAGCAUGAAAUAGUGGAGGCUGAAAUCAUGGAUCUGCUAUCUGAAGUUGUUCCAACAUCCAGUCGUCUCAGACCUUCCACUACAGCCCAGCGUGCUGUUUCUGUCCACACCCGCAGGAGUGAGAGGGUUCGACAGCAAAGCAACAGAACACACACCACUCUGUCUCAAACAGUCCAGCAUGUACCCAGAUACCUUUUGAAAUCAAGCUGUUCUAAUAGUGAAGAUGCCACAACAAGCAACCUUCUACUACACACUCAACCAGCAGACAAGAAGGUCACUUAUAAGAAAACAAGAAGACGGAAAACUCUGUGUGAAGGCACCAAACUGUGAUGAUUUUUGAAAAAUCAAUUUGAAAAAAAAAAAAAGACUAAAAUGCUUUGCAUAUGGCCACAAGAUGGCAGCAGUCUACUUGGUAAAGCAGGGGUGUCAAACC